UCAUUUCGUGGAAUGACCCAAAAGCGAAAACCGACAGAAGUUACUGUGGCGUCCUCGAGAGCACCACGUGACUUCAAAGAACAUCCGCCGACGGCAUUUGCAAGAAAUCACUAAAUGUCACUGUAGCACGUUGACUGACAGUUUAAAAAUGUCUAACUUUGCGUUAAUUAACACGGCCUCUUAAUUUGCUGCUUUAAUUUUCUAUCCAGUUUAGUGGGCGUAAGUCUUCAUUGUGCUCGUGCUCUCCUGCACCUGUCAUGUCACUUUUCAAUGCGACAAGUAACUUUACUCGAAAUGAUGCUCCAGCUUUACGGUUGUUUCGAAAGAGUGAGAGCUCUGAUGAUGAUGAGAAAAGGUUGAAAAGAAGAGAAAAGAACCGAGUUGCUGCACAGAGAAGCCGUAAAAAACAAACCCAGAGAGCUGACGAGUUGCACGAGGAGUACGAGUGUCUGGAACAGGAGAACAGCCUGCUGAGGAAGGAAGUCCAGCUUUUGAUUGAGGAACAGCAAUGCUUAACAGAUGCCCUCAAAGCCCAUGAGCCUUUAUGCCCUGUCGUGAACUGUAGUAUGACCCCCACAACAAGGUCCACAGGCACAGUGCCACCUGAGUUUAUGUCUAGAUAAAGACAUUCACACCUGAUGCUGCUCAUGAUGUCUGAAUUUCCAUUUAAGGAUAAAUUAAGUAUCCUAAAUGCAAGUGACUUGCGGCAUGCAGUUUUUAUGCUUUUUAUUUUAAAGUAUUAACCCGUGAGUUCAGUAUGCAGUGUUUUCCGUUAACAUGCAGUUGAAUGAUUAAUUCACGCUCAAACAUUCUCGUUUGCAUUUUGAUAGGUUCAGAAUACAGAUUUUCUGUAGUCGUAUGUUACUUUUCCCAUGGGGUUAUGCCUCGCGUGAAUAAAUCCACCAUAUUUACUGUGAUUGAGUCCAUAACCACUAACUAAACCAUCUGUUAUACCACAGUUGAUGGGCUGUGAAUGAACGACAUGCGAGAAGGGACUUCUGCUUUAUGAGAGCGUAUCCGACCAAAAUACCUAAGGUCAGUUUCAAAAGUCUGUUACAGCAGUUUUGUUAUUGCUGCACUAUUAAAAAUAACCACAACAGCUUAA
Rhinichthys klamathensis goyatoka is the source of this 1105-nucleotide messenger RNA. RefSeq names its product basic leucine zipper transcription factor, ATF-like 3 (gene batf3). Lineage: Eukaryota; Metazoa; Chordata; Actinopteri; Cypriniformes; Leuciscidae. The record is from RefSeq and is a predicted model, not a curated record. The coding region runs from base 258 to 623 and encodes 121 amino acids. Gene Ontology annotation, cellular component: nucleus. The transcript is spliced from 3 exons. Gene Ontology annotation, molecular function: RNA polymerase II cis-regulatory region sequence-specific DNA binding; DNA-binding transcription factor activity, RNA polymerase II-specific. Gene Ontology annotation, biological process: regulation of transcription by RNA polymerase II.